AUGUCGGUGCAGGUGGUGCCCCCUGGGAGCAUGGGGCUGGGCUCAGAGCGCCUGAACCCCGAGGAGCUGGUGCGGCAGACGCGGCAGGUGGUGCAGGGGCUGGAGGCCCUGCGGGCAGAGCACCGCAGCCUGGCUGGGCACCUGGCGGAGGCCCUGGCAGCACAUGGUCCUGCGCCUGGCUUGGAGCUGCUGGAGGAGAAGCAGCAGGUGGUGGGCCACUCCCUGGAGGCCAUCGAGCUGGGGCUAGGCGAAGCCCAGGUGCUGCUGGCCCUCUCGGCGCACGUGGGUGUGCUGGAGGCGGAGAAGCAGCGGCUGCGGGCGCAGGCCCGGAGGCUGGCGCAGGAGAACGUCUGGCUGCGCGAGGAGCUGGAGGAGACGCAGCGGCGGCUGCGGGCCAGCGAGGAGGCCGUGGCGCAGCUGGAGGAGGAGAAGCACCACCUUGAGUUCCUGGGGCAGCUGCGGCAGUACGACCCGCCCGAGGAGAGCCAGCGCCCCGAGUCCCCCCCUCGCCGAGACAGCCUGGCCUCCCUGUUCCCCAGUGAGGAGGAGAGGAGAGGUCCUGAAGCAGCAGGGGCCGCGGCAGCCCAGCAGGGCGGAUACGAGAUCCCUGCCCGCCUUCGGACCCUGCACAACCUGGUGAUCCAGUAUGCGGGCCAGGGCCGCUACGAGGUCGCUGUGCCUCUGUGCCGCCAGGCCUUGGAGGACCUGGAGCGGAGCUCAGGCCACUGCCACCCUGAUGUGGCCACCAUGCUCAACAUUCUGGCCCUGGUGUACCGGGACCAGAACAAGUACAAGGAGGCGACAGACCUUCUCCAUGACGCCCUGCAGAUCCGGGAGCAGACACUGGGUCCUGAACACCCUGCAGUGGCCGCCACCCUCAACAACCUGGCUGUCCUCUACGGGAAACGUGGGCGUUACCGGGAGGCAGAGCCCCUGUGCCAGCGUGCCCUGGAGAUCCGUGAGAAGGUCCUGGGCGCCGACCACCCAGACGUGGCCAAGCAGCUCAACAACCUGGCCCUGCUCUGCCAGAACCAGGGCAAGUUCGAGGACGUGGAGCGGCACUACGCCCGCGCCCUGAGCAUCUACGAGGCCCUGGGUGGCCCCCACGACCCCAAUGUGGCCAAGACCAAGAACAACCUGGCCUCCGCCUACCUGAAGCAGAACAAGUACGAGCAGGCAGAGGAGCUGUACAGGGAGAUCCUCCGCAGGGAGGGCCUGCCACCAACUUUGGGAGCUCCUAACACAGGCACAGCUGGUGAAGCAGAGCAACAGGCUCUUCGAAGGAGCAGCUCAUUCUCUAAGCUCCGUGAGUCUCUCCGGCGGGGAAGUGAGAAGCUGGUGUCCCGCCUCCGAGGGGAGGGCUUGGCAGGGGCAGCAGGGAUGAAGAGAGCCAUGUCCCUAAAUGUGCUGAAUACAGAGAAUGUCAGAGCUCCGGGGGCUCAGGUGAGCCAGCUCCGCAGUCGGCCCUUGAGUGAGCUCCCUCGGACCCUCAGCGCCAGUAUCCAGGACAUGAGCCCCCGCUAA
Messenger RNA from Marmota flaviventris (yellow-bellied marmot), 1524 nucleotides. The record is from RefSeq and is a predicted model, not a curated record. Lineage: Eukaryota; Metazoa; Chordata; Mammalia; Rodentia; Sciuridae.